CUGCCAGCAGCAGUAACUUAAUCCCCUCCUGUGUUCAGACAGGCGUCGAUGUCGACGACCUAUGACAAAAAGAAACACAAUUGAACAAAAUAAUACACAUCGGUGUCUUGAGUCGUUCCUCGUCAAUAAAAGCGGUUGAGCAGCGGAAAACAGAAUCCUACCCGAGGGAGCAUGUCCCACGGAGGAGUCCGGUGACAAAGGUGGAACCGGAUGAGAUGCAGACGCCGCUCGGCUUGUCUCUGCUUUCAGGCGAGUGUUUAGGAUGAACGAGGAGUGGAGCAGCAGAAUCCCAGUCACUUCCGCUUCCAACAGGAUGCUUCAAAGAAGAGCCAGAACCAAGAUGAUUACCUUCUUGUGGUCUUUGGUAACAAAGGCGGGCAGGAAACAAGAUAACUAACGGAUUCCUUUAAUCCAUCUCCUGACGUCGGACUGUAAUGUCGGAGCCCAAGACUCCCACCACUCCCACCCCGCCUGGUGACACAUACAAAGGUUGGGUGUUCAAAUGGACUAAUUACAUCAAGGGAUAUCAGCGAAGGUGGUUUGUCCUCAGUAAUGGACUCUUGUCUUACUACAGAACCCAGGCAGAAAUGGGCCACACAUGCCGUGGCACAAUCAACUUGGCCACAGCAACCAUUACUGUGGACGACGCUUGCAACUUCGUCAUUUCUAAUGGUGGAGCGCAGACGUAUCACCUGAAGGCCAGUUGCGAGGUGGAGCGCCAGCGCUGGAUCACUGCUCUGGAAUUGGCCAAGGCCAAAGCAGCUCGCAUGCAGGCAGAAUCAGAUGAUUCUGGGGAUGAUUUCUCAACAUCAUCUCCAUCGGUGGCGCCAGGUCAACCUGAAGGAACUCAGAAUUCUGAAGUCCAGUCGGCUCUCAGGACUCUAGGCAACAAAGUGGAAGAUCUGAGAACUUGCAACGACCUGAUCUUAAAGCAUGGCUCUGCCCUCCAGAGGUCCUUGUCUGAACUGGACAAUCUACGUUUGACGGGAGAGGCAGGAGAUAAGAUCCGCCAGGUGACUGAGAGAGCUACACUGUUCCGCAUUACUUCCAAUGCCAUGAUUAAUGCAUGUCGAGACUUCCUGUCCCUAGCUCAGGCCCACAGCAAGCGGUGGCAGAAAGCUCUGCAGGCUGAACGAGAGCAGCGGGUGAGGCUGGAAGAGACACUUGAGCAGCUGGCAAAACAGCACAACCACCUGGAAAGAGCUUUUAGAGGUGCAGCGCAGGUCAACGCUGUCUCAGAUAAUAAAGGCGCGGUUGUUCCAGGAAAAGGCGAGGCCAGUGAUGAGGAUGACGACAAUGAAUUCUUUGACGCUAUGGAAGAGGCUCCUGAAUUUAUCACUGUACCUGCAGAUCCCCAGUUUCACAAGAGGUCAAGCAGCAAUGUGAGCGGUUUCAACAGUGAAAUGUGCCCUGAUGAUCAGUCGCUUAAUGAAGAACCGUUAGCCAUGAAUCAGGAGUCAUCUUUACAAGAACUUCUCCCCCUGAAGAAGAGGCGAACACGUAUCCCAGACAAACCGAACUACUCGCUCAAUCUGUGGAGCAUCAUGAAGAACUGCAUUGGCAAAGAGCUGUCAAAGAUCCCCAUGCCUGUGAACUUCAAUGAACCCAUAUCCAUGCUCCAGCGCUUGUCAGAGGACCUUGAGUACCAUGAAUUGUUGGAUAAGGCUGCCAAGUGCCACAGUUCACUGGAGCAGAUGUGCUAUGUAGCAGCCUUCUCUGUGUCUUCAUAUUCCACGACAGUCCACCGUACUGGAAAACCUUUCAACCCCCUGCUUGGAGAAACGUAUGAGUUGGACCGACGGAGAGAAAGUGGAUACCGUUCGCUCUGUGAGCAGGUGAGUCACCAUCCACCAGCUGCAGCACAUCAUGCCAUUUCUGAUCGUGGCUGGGUCCUGAGGCAGGAAAUCACAGUUGCCAGUAAAUUCCGAGGCAAAUACCUGUCGAUAAUGCCGCUAGGCACAAUUCAUGCCAUCUUUGAGAAGAGCAAAAAUCACUACACAUGGAAGAAAGUUACCACCACAGUACAUAAUAUCAUUGUCGGAAAACUAUGGAUUGAUCAGUCUGGAGAAAUUGAUGUGGUGAAUCAAACGACAGGUGACCGCUGCCAUCUGAAGUUUGCACCUUACAGUUACUUCUCCAGAGAUGUAGCAAGGAAGGUGACAGGGGUUGUUAUGGACAAGGGCGGCAAGGCCCACUAUGUGCUUUCUGGCACAUGGGAUGAGAAGUUGGAAUUCUCCAGAGUUAUGCAGAGCAGCCGCGGUGGCGAGAACGGCACAGAGGGCAAACAAAAGACUGUCUACCAGACCCUGAAAGCAAGAGAAGUGUGGAGAAAAAACCCUUUACCUGAGGGUGCAGAGACCAUGUACUACUUCACCACCUUGGCUCUGACGCUUAAUGAGCCAGAGGAUGCUGUAGCGCCCACAGACAGCAGACGGCGGCCGGACCAGCGGUUAAUGGAGGACGGUCGUUGGGAUGAGGCGAACACUGAGAAGCAGCGCCUGGAGGAGAAGCAGCGCACGGCCCGGCGUGAGCGAGAGCGCGAGUUUGCCAGCCAUCGCAGUUCAAGUCAAUCUGAAGAAGCUAUCAAUGAGGAAGGUCUCACUGACCCUGCACUUAAAUGUACGGCACAUGACAACUACAGGGCUCUUUGGUUUGAGCGCUGUGAGGACCAGAAUACAGGGGAGCAAGUCCACAUCUAUAAAGGAGGAUACUGGGAAUCUAAGGAACGCUGCACCUGGGAUGGCUGCCCGGACAUAUUUUGACCUUGAGCUGUGCGCUGAGUACCGCGACGACAAAAAUCCAUCUGUUUUUCAGGUGGACAGAGCCUGUCCAGGUGGCUGCUCCCCUUCAGUGGCUCUCUAUUCUAGGAGAUUUCCGCUAUGGUCACCUGUCUGAUGCAGAAGGAGAGCAAUGCUUCCUCUUCUUCCAUCCUUGUCUGAUCUAACUCCUCAUCCAGAGUCUUAGUAUCAUUUGCUUGUUGUCCCACAUCUGAGGAGGAUAAAAUGGCAGGUGCUUUGCUCUUGAACCUUCAGGUUCUAAACUAGCGGCACAUCAGUCUUUCGCACCAUUGUUCCAAUGAAUGCGUAUUCAUCAUCAAGUUAUCAACAGGUGGCCUUAAUGAGAAAUUGCAAAAUAUUUCUUGCUUUUCUGAUUCAGUGUCUUAUUGUAAUUCCGUGUGUGUGUGCACGUGUGUGGAUCACUACAUCUGCUCUUCCUUCACCAUUGUGCUGCUCUGUCACAUUUGGGGGCAACACAGACAGUCGAGGGAAGAUAAGACGUUAAUGCAGUAGUGAAGCGGUCAGGCGAGUUCAUCCAUAUGCAAGUUGGUCAUAACACCAAAAAAACUUGUGAUCUUGUCUGAUGUGUGUUUUGUGGGAGUGAAUGAGUGUGAAUUUCUCAUCUUUGUAAGUGUACUUAAAAAAUAUGAAGAAUAAAGAGACAAAGAAUUUAAUAAGUAUUGUAAAUAAGUGAUUUUAUAAAUGCAUAGAUAUUCAGAAGAUAAUGCUGAAAGCUGUAAGGUAGGUUCUUCUCCUCACGCCAUAUAUAUAUAUAUAUAUAUAU
Messenger RNA from Synchiropus splendidus (mandarinfish), 3561 nucleotides. RefSeq names its product oxysterol-binding protein 1-like. The transcript is spliced from 17 exons. Gene Ontology annotation, molecular function: sterol binding. The coding region runs from base 435 to 2762 and encodes 775 amino acids. The record is from RefSeq and is a predicted model, not a curated record. Gene Ontology annotation, cellular component: intracellular membrane-bounded organelle; cytosol; membrane. Lineage: Eukaryota; Metazoa; Chordata; Actinopteri; Syngnathiformes; Callionymidae.